AUGCGAUUCUCGUUGUCGCUGGCGGCCCUCUUGGGCGCCGGUGCCGCUCACGCCGAUUUCCUCGUCAGCGAGCUCAGUUUUGGAUAUGCAGGGCGGAUAAGCCCGGCCGACAACCCAGGCCACAUCCCCAACUUCGCCGUCUCUGGCCAGCCCGGCAUGCCAGAGAUCCUCUCCAGCAAGGUCGUCCUCACGCCCGUCGCGCCAGGCAAUGCGCGCGGCGCCAUCUGGAGCGAGAACCCUCUGGUCCACGACAACUGGAUCAUCGACGUCGACUUUCGCGCCAGCGGCCCCGACAGGGCGGGCGGCAACCUCAACAUCUGGGUGGCCCGCGAUGGCAAGAACCUGCGCACCCGCAGCGUCUACAACGCCGGCCGCUUCGACGGCUUGGUGCUGGUCGUUGACUCGCACGGCGGCCAGGGCGGCAUGUUGCGCGGCUUCCUCAACGACGGCUCGACCGACUACUCGCAGCACCACAAUGUCGACUCGCUGGCGUUUGGCCACUGCCAGUUCAGCUACCGCAACCUGGGCCGGCCGGCGCAGGUCAAGUUGCGCCAGAGGGGCGACGGCUUCCGGGUCCAGAUUGACGGCAAGACGUGCUUUGAGACGAACAAGGUCAGCUUGCCAAAGGGCAACUUUGUGGGCGUCACUGCGUCUACGCCAGACAGCCCCGACUCGUUUGAGGUCUUCAAGGUGGUUGUCACGUCAGACACUUCCAGCCACGACCUCAAGGACGGUAGCAGCAACAAUAACAACAAUAAUAAUAACAACAACAACGGCAACAACGGCAACAACGGCAACAACAACGAUGCCACCGGCAAUGCCAACGGCGGCACCCAGUUCGCCUACAACCGCCAGCAGCAAGUGCCCACCAACAGCCAAGACUUCCAAGAGGUCGCCGACCAAGACGCAGACAUCUUCCAGACCUCCAAAGCCCAGUUCCAGGACCUGCACAACCGCCUCCAGGGCACCAACCACCAGCUCUCCUCCGUCUACCGCUCCGUCUCGCGCCACCACCAGAUGGACGAGCAGCGCCACAGCGAGGUCCAGGACCUCUUCGCCGCCGUCAACUCCAAGCUCGCCCUGCUCGACCAGCUGGCCACCUUUCAGCAGCGCAUCGUCGCCCUCGAGAACGAGGUCCGCAACUUGAACACGGAGCUGCACGAGAGGCUGAGCUCCACCGAGAGGUCGGUCCAUGGCGCGCUGCGGACGCAUCACAUGUCGCUCACCGCGAGGGUCACGGAGAAUAUCCCCGGCCAUGGAAAGCUGAUUGCCGUCAUUAUCGGGACGCAGCUUGUUCUAGUGGGCGCAUAUGUGGUGUACAAGAGACGGAGGGCAAACUCACCGAAAAAGUACCUCUGA
Molecule: messenger RNA, 1359 nt
Organism: Trichoderma aggressivum f. europaeum
Lineage: Eukaryota; Fungi; Ascomycota; Sordariomycetes; Hypocreales; Hypocreaceae
Exons: 2
Coding region: 1-1359 (452 amino acids)
Biological process (GO): endoplasmic reticulum to Golgi vesicle-mediated transport
Cellular component (GO): endoplasmic reticulum membrane; endoplasmic reticulum-Golgi intermediate compartment; COPII-coated ER to Golgi transport vesicle
Molecular function (GO): D-mannose binding
Source: RefSeq, a predicted model, not a curated record